Molecule: messenger RNA, 501 nt
Organism: Necator americanus (New World hookworm)
Lineage: Eukaryota; Metazoa; Nematoda; Chromadorea; Rhabditida; Ancylostomatidae
Exons: 1
Coding region: 1-501 (166 amino acids)
Source: RefSeq, a predicted model, not a curated record
AUGAUAUCACUUUCCUGGGAAGAAAGGGGCAUACGUAUUGAUGGAAGAUUUCUCUCGAACCUUCGUUUCGUGGACGACAUCGUUCUCUUUUCGAGCAGUACCAAUGAAGCAGAAACGAUGCUCAACGGAUUUAACGAAGCAGGGAAGAGAAUAGGAGUGCGAAUAAACAGAAGGAAGACAGAGUUCAUGAAGAACGCCUACUGCGAGGACGGAAGACUACAACUUGAAAGCUCCCAAAUCGUGGAAACUUCGUCAUACGUAUACCUCGGACGUUCUAUGAACAUGGAAAACGAUUUGAAGGAAGAACUGAAUAGAAGAAUGAGAGCAGCAUGGGCAGCAUUCGCAGCCGUCAGGGCAGCUACGGACCAACUGACGAACCAAGAUCUUCGUGCCCAUCUGUUCGACUCGACAUUUCUUCCAGCGCUCUGUUACGCAGCGGAGACGUGGACAGACACCGCGGCUACGCCUAGAAAGCUACUUACUUGGAGAGAUGUCUUCUGA